Messenger RNA from Suillus plorans, 368 nucleotides. RefSeq lists its product as uncharacterized. The coding region runs from base 54 to 368 and encodes 104 amino acids. The transcript is spliced from 3 exons. Lineage: Eukaryota; Fungi; Basidiomycota; Agaricomycetes; Boletales; Suillaceae. The record is from RefSeq and is a predicted model, not a curated record.
ACAAUCCUUACAAACACCUGGCGCUCAUCAGCGCUGGCAUCAGCAACGCAGUUAUGACCGACCAACGCUCUGCCCUGGAUUAUCAGAAUUCGCCUUUCUUGCAAGACGUGGGGAUCACUGUAUCUCCCGACCCUAUUUUAGUCACUGGACGUGUCCUCCCCAUGCCGAACAUCCAUUACAGCAAUGCUGCCACUAGUAGACCGGUGCAACCGCAAAAUGGAUCUUGGAAUGUUAUCAAUCAGAUCUUCCAUGAGCCGAAUAUGGACAUCACUCGAGGAUCACACUAUUCAGAUGUCAAGUUUCAUGUACAUUUUGAUGCCACCGUCACCAUCCUGUCAGUUCACCACAUUCUCGAGUUGAAAUUAUGA